UUGAUAUUACAGAAAAUGGUGUGGAUUCAAUGAAACUCGUUGGAGUCCAAUCACGACAGUGAUAGAGAAUGAACAAAAGAGAAGGAAUCAAGAACUCAGCAAACUUUUCCAUCGCCUUCAGUUCAGACGUUUGAAUUUCAGAGCCGCAUAACUAGCUUUACUUGGUGUGGGGAACUUCUUCGUAAGAAGUCUGAGUCGGUUCUUAUGGAAGCGGACAAUUCUCUCCAGUCUAUCUUGUACAAGCGUGGUUCGCUUCAGCUUCUUGAUCAGAGAAAGCUUCCUCUGGAAAGCAUAUACUUGGAAAUUCGGGAUGCCACAGAUGGAUGGUCUGCAAUAAGGGAUAUGGUGGUCCGUGGUGCACCUGCUAUUGCUAUUGCAGCUGCCCUAUCCCUGGCAGUUGAAGUAUUCAAUUUAGAGGCUUUUAAUGGAACGACUGAUGAUGCUGCUCUCUUUCUAAACAAGAAGUUGGAAUAUCUUGUCUCAAGCCGCCCAACUGCAGUGAACCUUUCAGAUGCUGCUACAAAACUCAAAGAAGUUAUAUCAAUGGCUGCUACUGCUGCUUCAGAAGCACGCAGCAUUUUUCAGGCCUAUAUAGAAGCUGCUGAAAUUAUGCUCAAGGAUGAUGUUGGUUCAAAUAAAGCAAUUGGGUCUCAUGGGGUAAGUUUUCUUCACCAUCAGCUGAAGAACUCUAAGAAGCUUUCUAUCUUGACUCAUUGCAACACUGGCAGCCUUGCAACCGCUGGAUAUGGUACUGCCCUUGGUGUGAUCCGUGCUAUUCAUUCUGAAGGAUUGUUGGAAAGGGCAUAUUGCACUGAAACCCGUCCAUUCAACCAGGGAUCUAGACUCACAGCUUUUGAGUUGGUGCAUGAUAACAUACCUGCCACUCUUAUAGCAGACUCGGCUGCGGCUGCGUUGAUGAAGGAUGGACGAGUGGAUGCUGUCAUUGUUGGAGCCGAUCGUGUAGCUGCAAAUGGUGAUACUGCUAACAAGAUUGGAACUUACAGCCUUUCCUUGUGUGCAAUGAAUCAUCACAUUCCAUUUUAUGUGGCCGCACCUCUGACAUCGAUCGAUUUAUCCCUUUACUCUGGAAAAGAGAUUGUUAUAGAGGAAAGAUCCCCAAAGGAGUUGACACACUCACGUGGAGGACUUGGGGAACAAGUUGCUGCAUCUGGAAUCUCUGUCUGGAACCCGGCUUUUGAUGUCACCCCUGCUAAUCUGAUCUCUGGUAUCAUAACAGAAAAGGGUGUCGUUACAAAGGUUAGCAGUGAUGCUUUUGACAUAAAGGAUUUCAUAGAAAAGGCAGCCAAGUAAUCUAGCACAGCGGAUAGAUCACUUAUUGGAAAGCGUACCGCCGUACUAAAACAAGGAUGUUGAGAAAAUACCUCGAGUGUUCGAUGUGAAAAACUCGAGUAGUUGUUUAUGGCAUGUUUCACGAAUGCUGAUGUCCUUUCUGCUUUAGGCACUUGGGUUGCUGCAAAUCAAACAAUAUAUUGUAAGCAAUGGGAUGGAUAUAUGCAGCAAGAGAUAAAAAGAACACGUCGUUUAUA
This is a messenger RNA of Juglans microcarpa x Juglans regia, 1547 nucleotides long. RefSeq names its product methylthioribose-1-phosphate isomerase. The transcript has 10 exons. The record is from RefSeq and is a predicted model, not a curated record. Gene Ontology annotation, molecular function: S-methyl-5-thioribose-1-phosphate isomerase activity. Bases 205 to 1311 code for a protein of 368 amino acids. NCBI's taxonomy places the organism in Eukaryota, Viridiplantae, Streptophyta, Magnoliopsida, Fagales, Juglandaceae.